AUGACAGCCGAGAGCCGACUGCCGCCGGGGCCCCCGCCGGGGCCCCCGCCGCUGAAGGCGGACGCGGUGCCGCCCGGAGAGGAGGCGGCGGCGGCGGCGGCGGGGGCGCGGGGCGGGCGGCGGCGCCGCAAGCGUCCGGCGGAGCGGGGCAAGCCGCCGUACAGCUACAUCGCCCUCAUCGCCAUGGCCAUCGGGCAGGCGCCCGAGCGGCGACUGACGCUCGGCGGCAUCUACCGCUUCAUCACCGAGCGCUUCCCCUUCUACCGUGACAGCUCCCGCAAGUGGCAGAACAGCAUCCGUCACAACCUCACCCUCAAUGACUGCUUUGUCAAGGUGCCACGGGAGCCCGGCCGCCCCGGCAAGGGCAACUACUGGACGCUGGACCCUCACGCCCGCGACAUGUUCGAGAGCGGGUCCUUCCUCCGCCGCAGAAAGCGUUUCAAGCGCAGCGACCUCUCCACCUACCCGGCCUUCCUCGCCGACCGUCCCGCCGCUCCGUGCCGCCUGCUCCCGCCGCCCCCCGCCGACCUGCCCCCGGCACCCGCUGCCGCCUCCUGCGCCUUCGCCACCGCCUUCCCCUCGCAGGGCUGCGCCUCCGCCGCCCUGCCCCACGCCUACGCCCCGCUGCCCACCGCUCCCGGGCCCUACGCGCCCGGGGGCCACGGGUCGCUGUACGCUCCGUCGGGGCGCAUCGUGCUGCCCGCCUCUUCGCCCGGCUCCCCUGCGCUCUACGGCCGCCGCUCCCCCGCACCCUACCCGCCGCUGCCCCACGCCUUCGACUCCGGAGGGCAUCUGAGUGCCGCCGAGCCCGCACCGCGGCACGGCACCUACCCUGGAGCCCCCGACAGGUUCCCGGCGCUCUGA
This is a messenger RNA of Sturnus vulgaris (Common starling), 864 nucleotides long. RefSeq names its product forkhead box E1 (gene FOXE1). Gene Ontology annotation, biological process: regulation of transcription by RNA polymerase II; anatomical structure morphogenesis; cell differentiation. Gene Ontology annotation, molecular function: RNA polymerase II cis-regulatory region sequence-specific DNA binding; DNA-binding transcription factor activity, RNA polymerase II-specific. The record is from RefSeq and is a predicted model, not a curated record. Lineage: Eukaryota; Metazoa; Chordata; Aves; Passeriformes; Sturnidae.